AUGAUAUAUAAAUUUGUGCUAAUUCUUUCCCUACUCUGUCAUUCGUCUACGGUUACAGAAAUUGGUACAGCCACCCGCGAUCCAAUUUCUAGACUCUGGCCCGCUUUUUAUAGAAUUAUAGUCCCCUCCUCCCGAGCUGUCUGUAUCCACCACAAAUGCCAUGAUGCCUCCUUGCCCCAUUGUCGAUUUACCGACCCAAGCUGGAUUAUUUGCGAUACCUAUAUUAGAACAAAAGAUGGCCAAUACUAUGACGCUAACUCGGAAUUACGUUAUUUCUUGACUUCUGAACCCCAAGCAGAACUGGAACAAGCUACACAGGAGUUCGUCACGAAUUCCAACGAUGGUAAGAUUUUACUGUGGGUGACUUCACCUGCCUUAGACCAGCUCCCGUCCAGGCAAUGGCCGUUCCUCGAGGGCAGUUUCUUGAAAAUGGCAGCGUGGUCUCCGGCGUUUUCAUCCCGACUUUCACAACGCAGGCGGCUGGGAUGUUCUAGUCCUCUCCAUCACCAAAUUAAGGCAAGGCCUGCUAUCUGUGGCACUGCUGAACUCUGGACGCAUCUACAACACAUAGAGAAGGCAAAAAUCUCACAAGGUAAUAAGAUGACCACUUACCUCAAUCCCCGAAGCAAAAUGUCCUACGCGUGCAAAUAA
Lindgomyces ingoldianus is the source of this 651-nucleotide messenger RNA. RefSeq lists its product as uncharacterized. The transcript has 5 exons. The coding region runs from base 1 to 651 and encodes 216 amino acids. Lineage: Eukaryota; Fungi; Ascomycota; Dothideomycetes; Pleosporales; Lindgomycetaceae. The record is from RefSeq and is a predicted model, not a curated record.